AUGGACCCGCAAACGAGCUACGACGCUUGGUCCAUGCAGCAGGCCUGGCAGUCUGCCAAUGGCGACAUGGUGCCGAUCGGUGCGCAAGGUACACAGACCUUCCAUGCCUUUCAAGACGCGCAGCAGCAACAACAACAGCAACAACAGCAGCCGCCAUAUAAUCAUUACGAGCAGCAACAGCAGCAGCAGCAGCAGCAGCAGCAGCAGCAGCAAGUGAUGGCAUCACAUCAUCUCCAACAAUUCAACGCAGAACCAAUUUCGGGGGCGCCUCAGGCUUCGAGCAGCUAUCCAGCCCAGCCAUCCACCCUCGACGCCAACAUGAUGCGCGAGCUGCAGGCCAUGUAUCCGAAUGCUCACCCGGACAUGCUCAUGCAAGCCAUCUUGCAUCCUUCAGCAUCCGCUCCGCAGCCCGCAAACUUCUUCCCGGCAGCGACGCAGCAGCUCUCUCAAGCACCCCACCAGCAUCAGCCCCAGUGGCAAGGAGCUGCUCCGGUAUCACAGGCGUCGUAUCAGCCCUCCUCGUUUGCAUCGGCACCCCCGGCGUACAACGGCGCAGCACAACCGCCUCACGAUAACUACGGCGAUCAGUCCGGGCACUCUCUGGCAGACGCGCUGCGUUUCACGCCGGCCGCCUCUUCAACGCCUGCAGGGUCCACGACGAGUCUGCAAGCCACCCCGGCUUCCUCUGAAGCUGAUGCGUCCGGUGAGAAGAAGAAGCCCAAGCUUCGGCAACUCAAGCUCACCUCGCUUCUUGGUGUUGCCCAGUCGGUCAGCAUGGAAGGGCAGCAACCGCUCCCGUCGACAUCGUCCAACCCCCACCCCACAACAUCUGGCUCGGCCGAAUCCAGCACAGAACCUCGCACACCCCCGCUGCCGCCAGCACGAGUCAUGGCGGCAAAGCCAGCAAGCUCCUCCGGCGCGAGUACGGAUACGGCUGCCGCCCAACCCAACGCCGCCAAGCCCUUGGCGACAGCCGACGGCGUGCUGUGGUCCAAGGCAAAACAACCGCUUGGCCGGCUCUCGGUCGAGCGCGACCCCACUACUUCGGCGAGACAGCUGACCAAGAUCCUGUGCGAGUUCGAUGCCGAGGGCAGAUUCCGCAGACCAGUCUCGACGGGUGCCGAAGUGCGCAAGUCGCUCGUGGAAACGCUGCAUGCGAUCGCGACGCUCGAAAAGGGAAAGGGAUUCUCCGAGACAGGACGCAAAAAGUUUUUCGGCGCAUGGAUGGCGAGCCCCGCAGGCCGACACAUCCUGUCCACCUGGCUGCGCCAGACGGUGCCGCCCAAGAAGGUGACCGAAGGCGCUCCGGACUUGAGCCGACGCUAUAGAGACACGCUGCUGCCGCUGCUCGCCAUCCUAGACUAUGUGCCCAUGCGCAAGGCGUAUCUCACCGAUGAGGCCGGUUUGGGGAAGGCGAUCACGGGCGUCUCUUUGCGCGCUGUCGACCCCGGCGCACGCAAACUCGCCGAGAGUCUGAAAAUAAAAUGGACCAAAGUCAUUGAGGCCGAAGACUCGACGUCGACGUCGUCGUCCAAGGCAAGCCCACCGGCCGCAUCCACGGGCUCAGCGGCUGUCAAGCGCAAGCCUUCGGAUGCGGCUGGCACGAGCGAAAGCAGCACCAAGCGGUACAAGACGGCCACAUCAACGACGGCCACUGCCGCCGGGACCGCCAAGACGGCCAAGCCGGCGUCAUCGUCGUCUGCAAGCGCCAAGCCGGGCCUGUCUUUCUUCGGAGCCGACAGCAUGAAGAAGCCUGUUGCGGCCUCGAGCAAGGUGUCGUCUGGCGCGACGGGUGCCAACAGGAUGAGCGCGGGCCAGAGUGUGAUGAACUUCCUGGGUACGCUCAGCGGGGGCAACAGCGGCAGCAACAGCAGCGCCAGUCGAGCAGCGGGACGACCUGGCAAGGAAGCGGAAGGCAAGGCUGGCACGCAAGAAAAGAAGAAGGUGAAGAAGCGGGUGACGUGGAAGGAGGACAGCGAGCUGGUGGCGGUGAGGCUGAUCGAGCCUGCCGACUAUGGGCAGGACGAUGCGCAGCACGCCGAGCUGCUGGAGAAAGGAUUGGAAGGGGUGGAGCACGACGAGGGAGAUGCGCUGCGCCAGUCGUUCAGCACGAUGGAAGCGCAGACGGAUUGGUACGAGCCGCGUGAGGUGGAGGUACCCGAGAUGAUGCAAGUGGUGUUGGGCAGCGAAUCGGUCGAGGGGCCAUUCCAGACGCGACGCCAUGCGGAGCUGGAAGAGGUGGUGUACGCCGAGGGCGAGGCGCCCACGAGCCCUGAUGAAAGCCAGCUGGAGCGUCCGGGAACGACCUCGGAGACUCCUGAGGAGCUCAAGGGGGCAGAGAGCGUGGAGAUUCCGACGCCAUGGAUGGGCGAGGCCGACGUGACGGGCGGUGAGGACUAUGCGUAUGCGGAGGAAGCAGGCAUGCCGGAAGUCAAGGCGGAAGGAUCCACAUCCGACGCUGGCGCAGCGAGCGGGAGUGAUGGCGGUGUGCCGUCGCAAGCCGACAUCGGUGCCCUGCUCUCGAAAGUAGGGCCGCUGAUGGGCGGAAAGGCAUCGAAGGCACCUUCCAGCGAGGCUUCCGCUAGCUCUGCGCCCGCUCCCGCGCCUGCCGGGCUCAACUUUGACAUCAACGUAUUAAAGUCGAUUGUGGACCGAGCCAAGAGCAGCGGACCGGCUGCGUCUGCGGUCAACGCAGCCAUGGCUUCUCAGCAGGUGACGACGGACGGCAUCUCGUCGCUGCUGUCGAGCUUAUCCGCCAAGGGCCACGGCGUUGCCGCGAGGCAGGUGGAAGAGAGCUACCCGGGCGAGUACAACCACGACUACGUGCGCACCUCGAGUGCAGCCCCGCAGUACGGCGGUGGGCAUCAAGCGUACCAGCAGCCUCCGCGUUACGACUACGGCAACAAUGGUGCAGCGUGGUCCGGCCCGCACUCGAACCAGUACGGAGGAGGRGGAUAUGGAGGCGGCGGUGGAUCCACAGCCGGAGCGUGGCAGUCCAAGCUGCACACCAAGCCGUGCAAGUUUUUCGCGAUGGGCAACUGCUUCCGCGGAGACUCUUGUCACUUUCGUCACGACGCUGCCGACACAUGGGGCGACCAGCAAUAA
Messenger RNA from Moesziomyces antarcticus, 3105 nucleotides. RefSeq lists its product as uncharacterized. The record is from RefSeq and is a predicted model, not a curated record. NCBI's taxonomy places the organism in Eukaryota, Fungi, Basidiomycota, Ustilaginomycetes, Ustilaginales, Ustilaginaceae. Gene Ontology annotation, molecular function: metal ion binding. The transcript has a single exon. The coding region runs from base 1 to 3105 and encodes 1034 amino acids.